AUGGGCGAGGCAUAUUUCGACGCUUGGAACCAACCUCUAACUUACUUCAAAAUCCUCUGCUUGAGCCAACAAUUUGAAGGCGCCCUGGGAUUCCUCUCACGAAUCGAAGGCCUACGCUGCCAUGCUGUACACUUGGCUCUCGUGCUUCGUGACUUGAAGCUUCUCCUUCUGCCGAAAUCGAAGCAGGCUCCGCUGGUUUCUCGAGUGGACUCUGAUCCAUCUGGAAUUAGACGUCUCAAUUUCAUCCGCCUUCUCCUUCUCUACACUCGCAAAUUCGAAUCCGGUGGAAAUCCAGCUCUCUGUGUCAACUAUUACUACUUUCUUCAUGAUAUUCCUGCUAUUCCUGAUGGUGUGAAAGAAAACCCUAAUGCCGGUACUCGUGGAUCAAAUCUCUUUGUUCAAUGUGUCGCUGAGUUGGCCAUUCAAACCGGUGAAUUCGAUUCUCUUUUGGGUCGAUUGGCUCGUCAAGCUGAUGGGUCAUCACAGACAAGUGGGGGUAUUAUACGUCAACCUGGAGUUAUUGAUCGAUUUACAAGUGUCGCGUCUCCAAUUAGCCUCAUUACUGCCGUAGCAGAGAUGCUGGAAGCGAGGGGUCAAUCAUACCAGGCUGUGGGCGUCUACUUACUGGCUGGAGAGGCCAAAAGUCUGCUCGCAGCUGUUAGAUUAACUAAUCUACUGGUUAGUGUUGUGGCUUUGGAUGAUGGAAGUGGUACUGCAAGCGGCACGACACCAAAAGAGGACAGAGAUAGUAUCCUACGACUGGCUGCUGAGGUUGGCCACAGCAUCCGCCGCAUCGAUCCAAUUACCACAACUGGACUGAGCGGUUCCGAGGCCAUCUCUCCAUCCCUUCAAUCCGCCGCGCAGACCCUCUACUACCUUCUAGACUUGGCCACGUUCUUUGAUCUGGCCUCAUCGGGAAAUCAAUACCAGACGGCGAUUGAUCAUAUGGAUAGGCUAGGCCUUCUACCCACGUCAAGUGAGGAAGUGGAGAUGAAAGUGGCGGCAUUUUCAACUCUCUCUGACCUUGUGCGUCGGCCCUUGCCUUCUGCUGUCCUUGUACUCAUGAGGUGCCUGGCUAUGAAAGCGGCUACAGCAAAAUCAGCAGAAGAGCGUGGCACAUCCCUCGGCCGCUCACCAAUCACCUUUGGAGUUAGUCUAGGCACCAGCGGACGCUCCUUAUGCCUGGCUGAGCUUAGAACUCGGACAAGAGCCUUGGUCACCUUCGUGGGACGAAUUCCAUAUCGUAUGCCAAGUGAAGUCUACGCUCGUCUCUCUCAACUCGAAAUGCAACUGGCUUCAGGUUCUUGA
This is a messenger RNA of Rodentolepis nana, 1308 nucleotides long. The record is from the annotation of a GenBank genome assembly. NCBI's taxonomy places the organism in Eukaryota, Metazoa, Platyhelminthes, Cestoda, Cyclophyllidea, Hymenolepididae.